AUGCAUCAAAGGGCCACCAACCAGGCCUUUAUAGUUGCUACAUUGAUAUUCCUACAUUUGAAUUAUAUGUUUGUUGCUAAUUACGGUGGACAAGAAUUAUUAAAUCAUGGUCUAAAGUUGUUCAAAGCAACCUAUAAUGGACUAUGGUAUGCAGCACCAUUGCGUACGCAAAAACUAUUAUUAUUUAUAAUGCAAAAGGGAACAAUAAACGUCAAUUUAACAUGUGGCGGCAUAUUUGUUGCAUCUUUAGAAGGUUUUGCUACGCUUGCAAAUGCGACAGUAUCCUACUUUACAUUGAUUUAUUCUACACGAUAG
Molecule: messenger RNA, 315 nt
Organism: Mycetomoellerius zeteki
Lineage: Eukaryota; Metazoa; Arthropoda; Insecta; Hymenoptera; Formicidae
Exons: 4
Coding region: 1-315 (104 amino acids)
Biological process (GO): detection of chemical stimulus involved in sensory perception of smell; sensory perception of smell
Cellular component (GO): plasma membrane
Molecular function (GO): odorant binding; olfactory receptor activity
Source: RefSeq, a predicted model, not a curated record